Molecule: messenger RNA, 4104 nt
Organism: Exophiala bonariae
Lineage: Eukaryota; Fungi; Ascomycota; Eurotiomycetes; Chaetothyriales; Herpotrichiellaceae
Exons: 1
Coding region: 1-4104 (1367 amino acids)
Source: RefSeq, a predicted model, not a curated record
AUGGCGAAUCACCAAACCCCUGCGGGUGAGAGUGACCCUGUUACUUUCCUCAACGGCAGACAUCAAGGAGUGAACGGAUAUCACGACAACAGCACCAGCGCAUCCUCCUCGUCUUCGUCCAAUAGCACACCCCGGCUUGCGUCCUCGAUUGAGGACUUUCCGACAAUUGCUCGCACUUCAAGAUUCACAAAUCUCGCUGAUCUUCGCCAACAAGUGUACCAUCUUGGCCCUGAGAGAGGCCACUUUGCUACCAGACACGCCGAGAACGCCGAAAUCCGUGCUGCUGAAGACAACACUGACAACUCUCAUCUCGUCAAUGGCAUUACUGCUCGUCCACGUCCGCGGCUUGUCCGCAACGCUGCUUUUACCAGACUCUUCAGAGCACGUGGAGACGCCGAGCAGCAAUAUCCUAUUGUUAACGGCGUGACCCCAGAAGCCAAUGCUGAACAAGUUGUCCGCAAUCGCCGUGGUCGUCGUUUUCUUCGUCGUCUCACUUCUGGAUCAUCAUUCCUCACUAGAACUUCCAACGCGGCUGAAAGUUUCUCCCCUCACCGAGCCCACAACAACGACAAUAGCAACUUGAAUCACAACGGUGUUGCUUCAUCAGAUACUACUGAGCCUCAGAACUCUGUCUCAUUCAGGAACAAUCAUCUCCAGCAUACCCAGCGUGCUGUUGCUACGUCAAACACCCCUGCACUUCAAGCACCUGUCGUGGUCAACCACGAUCUUCAGCAGCAAAGUGUUGUUUCAACAAACAGUUCGGAUUCUGAGAGUUUAGACUCUGAAAGCUCAGACGAAGGCAUUUACAUCAGAGGCGGUGUAAACUACUGGCAGGCACAAGACCGUUGUCUCAAUCUUGAAAGACCUCAAUCCACAACUGACAGAGAACAAUCUAAUCCUGAAGUCCACAUCCAUCAGAAUGACAGCGACAACAGUGAGCAAAGCACUCGCCAUUCGGAAUCCCCUGAUAGUGAUCCAGACGAUACCGUUGUGAUCUCUGCGCGUCUCGAAGCUCUCUAUGCUGCUCAUCGUACAGGAGUUGAAGUUCCUCAACCUGUGACCCCAGGAAUUCGUGUGGACAUUACAGAAACCGAAGAAUAUACACGUCGACAUCCUAAUCCCAAUACUCAUCAGGCUCGACUUGCAGCAAUUGAGGAUCUUGAAGAGCGGGCUCGUCUCGAGCAAGAACGCAUCAAUCAACACGCUCGUGAAGAUCGACCUCUCUCUCCUCCCGAAGGGGCUGACUCCGAGCCUGAGUCUGAAGAAUCUGAAGCCCAAGCUCCGGAAACUGAAGAUCCAUUGGACGCGAAUCAACACUUGGUACUGCGACGUUCGGAACUUCGACAGAAUCUUGAACGCCAGAUCGAUUCUCAAAAUCCUCGUCAGCGUCCACGUCAAGGACACUCCAAUAUUCAAGCUCGCCUUCAAGAACUUGAGUCCUUCGAACGCGAACGUAGUCGAGAAUGGUUUGAAGAAUUCUAUGCCCGAAGAAACGAGCGUAUCGCACGUCGUCAACGAGACCAGAACGAGUCUCGUAUACAGAUUGAAGACCUUGAAAUCGUCACUGGAUCUCGCCUGGGCGUUGAUAUUCCUCGAAUCCCGCAACAACCACAACUCCCUGAAUUGAGUCGACUUCGUCCUGCUGGACAUAACGUCACUCUUCGGGAUUUCGAGCUUUUAGGCGUUCAAGGUCUUCAACUUCUGCAAGGGCCUGCAGCAGCUAUCGAGGUCUUUCAAGAACAUAACACUCUCCUUGUUGUUGCAACUGACUUGCCUGGAGUCGAAUUCGAAUCCGAGACUUCUUCCAUCUCUGACCCUGACGAAGUCGAAGUCCAACAUUCCCCUGCACCUAAUGCUCCUCAAAACACUCCGACUUCAAGCGAAGGAAAUUUAGCAUUGGAAAGCUCGGCAUUGGACCAUCUCGUCCUGGAAAAUCACUUGCGCGAACUGCAAGAUUUGAAUGUCACUCAUCUUCCUGAACCAUCUUCGACCUCUGGCGUUGUCAAUAGCCACCCUGAGACUUCUUCUAUGAACAUGCAAGCUUCGACCACGGAUACUCGCGAAGCUUCAAACACAACAGGUAUUGCAUACCCUGAGAGUCCUUCCAUCUCUAGCAAUCCUCGUUAUCCUGUGGUUCUGACUUCUUCUCCCACAACCCAGGUCACUCAAGACGUCGGUACAGAUCUUGAAACUCCAAACCCAACAGUCACUGAUAGUCCUGAGAUUUCUUCCAUCUCUGACACAGUCGACACUGAACAUCCUGCGGCUCCGAAUGCGUUGACCACAAACCAGACUCGAGCUUUGUACACUGGUGAUGACGAAUCAGAAACAUCAAACACAAGUCAAUCCACACGUGCUGUCAACCCCGUCAACAGUCAAGACGAAGAUUCAGGAAAUUCUUCUACUGCAAUUCAGGCUGCUAUUGAAAACACUGAAGUUGCAUGGGCUCUUUACAAUCAUUCAGAUGAUCUCAGUCUAGCUGAUGAUAGUUCUCCAGUGAAUGAAAAUCAAGCUGUGAACACUGAAAACUCAGAUCCAAGUGAUCCUGAACUCUCAAACAUUACGGCGGUAUCCACUGAAAUUGCGAACACUUCUCGUCCUCUUUUAGCUGGUAGUACCUUGAUCAACGCUUCCUACGCCGACAUUGAAGGUGUAAACAAUAACAACUCGGGACCAAGUGUUCCUGAAGAUUCCACCCAAGACACAAACAACACUGCAACAUCCACUGAAGUUGCGAGUCCUCUUCCCAAUCUUCCACAUACUCCUACCCGUGUCAUUGACCUCUCUUCUUUCACCAACGUUGAAGGUGUAACCCAUACCCAGCCAGAAUCAAAUUCUGAAGACCUCAACUCAAGUCUCAUUGCAGAUUCCACCCAUGUCAGGAGCAUUAUUCCGUACCGUCCAGAUACCCCGUCUUCCACAAAUAGCAUCACUUAUUUCACCGACAAUGAAGGUGUAAACCAUGCUCAUCCAGAACCAAGAGUUCCUGUUGAAACAAACACACGUCUCACUGCAACGCCCAUUGAAGCAGCAGACACCUCUCUUCCAGUCUCACAAUUUUCUCAUACUAUUGAAGUUACGCAUGACGAUCAGCAUCAUGAAAUAUCCACUCCGACCACUCCCACUCAGGCAACUAUUGUGUCGGACAGAUUCACAACACCUGAUAGACCUCUCAUCGGCCAAGCCGACUACAGUGGUCCCCGUCCAACAACUCCAAUUCAGCAGUCAAUUCCAAUAGCACCUCUAUCUCCAAGAGAUGCUCAGACAACAAUCCGUCCGCGUCGACAAAGACGUACGACCGUCACUGAAGCUGGAAGUCCAGUGCGCACAGCUCCCACAGCUCCCGGCGCACCUCAAUCGCCAUUAUGGCAUUUCAACCGUUUGCAAAACAAUGCAGCAAACACAGCCCACCGUCUCGGUCCAUCCGGACCUCGUCUCAACUCCCCACCACUUCCACCCUCUCUUCCGACUCUCCGCCGCGUCGCAGGUUCGGAAUCCCUGCGCGCCUUGUCCGCCGAACACGGACAACCAAACCCUCCUCUGGCCGCCGUCGCCGCAGACGAGCCAGAGGCCGACGUGUUCGGUGAUCAAGACGAGGAAGAAGAGCAGCAGGAGGAAGCAGUGAUGGAGCCGGCGGGCGCGUACGCCGUCCCGGAGGAGGAAGACCUCCCGGCGUACAACCCUGCCGCCGACGACUUCAUUGAAGGGGACGGGGAGGAGGAGGAGGAGAGGGUGGAGGGGCCCGAGGGGGCGAUGGUGGAGCAGGCGCGCCACUACCUGCACCAGGUGGGCCACGAGGUCAACGUGCUCGAUGAAAUCGAGGCGACGACCCUGGUGCGCGGUAGCGGUGCGGCCGUGCGGGCGAGGCUGGGCCUGUUGCUGGCCGAGGACGUGGUGGUGGGUGCUCUCCGAGCGGCCGUCGGCGCCGUCGAGCUGCACCGCAUGCAGACCCAGCGUCUCUUCGACCUGGCCCAAGUGCUCCGAGCAGAGGGGAUGGAGGCGCAGCUGCGCGCCGACUCCAACGCUCUCCUCCUCGAGGAGACGCGGCUGGAGUUGGCCGCCCUGCGUCGCCGGAUCCAACGCGGAGGGCGCAACGGCCACUAG